Dermatophagoides farinae (American house dust mite) is the source of this 2434-nucleotide messenger RNA. The record is from RefSeq and is a predicted model, not a curated record. NCBI's taxonomy places the organism in Eukaryota, Metazoa, Arthropoda, Arachnida, Sarcoptiformes, Pyroglyphidae.
UCUAUCAAGAUGACCUGUUGUUGUUGUUGUUGUUUUGGUCACGGCCACUACGACAACUAAACAACCUCGAAUUUGAGUGAGAAUAAAUGAUGAAUAACAACAAGCAAUUUCUUUUUAUUCCAGGUAUAGUGCCAUUGUUGUUUGGUCACAAUUGCCUAACAAGCCAAAAAUUCCUUUUUUAUUUAGUCAAUUUAUUCAUUACCAUGAUCAUCGAUGAAAUUUAAGUAUUAUCAUAAUUACGAUGAAAAGUGAUGCAGAAUUUCCAUCUACAGCUAUGAAUAGUACGAAUAAUAAUAAAAACAUAUCAGCCAUUGUUGGGGAUCGAUUUUCACGUGAAUCACGAUCAUUAUCUCAUCAUCAUCAUCAUCAUCAUCGUCAUCGUUCGAUAAUCAAUGAUCAAUCGAUGGCCAUAACUGGUGAUGGCGAUAAUAGUGGAACACGUGCACCAUUAUUGGAAACAAUAUCCAUUCUUGCAUCAUCAUCUUUUAUAUAUUCAGAUCGAUCAUCUUCAUCUUCAUCAUUACCAUCGCCAUCACAAUCGCCAACACCACCAUCAGAAUUAUCCGAUCAUAAUGAUGUUGAUGAUAUAGCCAAAUUGAGCAUUUCAGCUGCUAAUCAGGAUUCUGAUUCGAAUGACCAACUAUUACAACAACGUUCAUCACGAGUUCGUUUUAGUAAUGAAGUUCAAGUUAACAAAGAGAAACAAGAUAAUAAUGAUCGAAAUUAUAAUGCAAUCAAUUCAAUUAAUGAUCCAUUAAUUAGCAUAUUUCAAUCUAAUCAUGAUAAACCAACAGCGCAAACAUGUUCAUCAUCAUCGACAUCAACAUUGAAUUCAAAUCCAUCAAUUGAUCAAACGAUCUCAGUUACAGAUAUCAUUCCAACGACCUCAUCAUCAUCAUCGUAUGCAAAUGUAUCGUCUGCACAAUUUAUUCAGACACGUACGAAUAACCAACAGCAUCAAAUUCAGCAAUGGAACCCUUCCAUCACUAGCGCUAUGACAAGAAAAACAACACCAUUACAAAGUACCGGUUUCAAAUCUAUUCUUAAGGAUCCUUUGUGCGCUAAACUUCGUUAUUCACUAAGUCAAUCAUCAAACAUUCAGGCAAACAAUGUUAUUGGAAUCGAUGCCAUUAAUUGCAAUGGAACAACAAUUGAUCGACCAAUUAUAACAGCUAGCCAAAAGAAAUCUAUAAAUAAUUCAUCAUCAGUCAACGAAAAUAACCAAUCAUUAUUGGAAAGUCAAAUAGAUCAAUUAUUUUAUGGACCAAUUGAUUCCACUAAUACUAUGUCUAAUCCGAUGGAUCAAUCAACUAGAAAUGAUAAUGUUGCUGAGAAAUUUUCGAAUAAAACAAAUAAAUCUAUUAAAAAUCAUAUUCGAAAUGAUAAUAAUGACAUCAAUCGAAUGCCUUGUCUUACCUUCAUACAAAUGAUUGAAGACAAAUAUCGUCAACAAUCACAGCUGACAAAAUCAAAUUCAAAUACAUUUAAUCAUUCAAAUACAAUUCAUAAUAAUGGUUCACAACAAGAAUCUAAAACAAACAAAUCUCGAGCGAAAACUUCUUGUAACAAUAGCAAUCAAUCAAGUAACAGUCGUUCGAAUCGACAAUCUUCAAAUAUUAAUCGUCGGAUACAUGCAUCUAUUAUGUCAUCAUCUAAUGAUUAUCGUAUUGAGCCAACAAUAUUGAUGCCAAUAACCAGUAUCGUACAACGAAAUCAUUGUUCAUUAGAUCAAUGGAUGGCUACAUUAGCACAAGAAUCCAAAAAUAAUAAACCUCAAAUAAUUUCCGAUGAUUCGAAAAGAUUUAGCAAGAAUGAAUCAAAAUCCUUGUCAAACGAAUCGAUUGAAUCGAUAAAAGCCGCUAAUGCUAAUGGCAAAUUUCGACAAGAAGAAUUAUACACAUUACUUUCGGAUCCGAUUAAAGGACCAUCAAUCAAUCGACUGAUGGAUCAAUUGUCAAAUUGGUCAGAAAGUUUUGAAAAUGAACAGACAACAAUUGAUUCAAUCAUUGCAACAACUUCAACACCGACUUCUACGACUAUUGCAAAUUCAAAUGGCAAUUCUGGUAUUUCAAACAAUAAUUUUACAGCAAAAAUAUUGAAUUCAAAUAAUUCACAUACAAUUGGUAUUGAUCAACCAAUAUCGUUUGAGCCAUCAUUGAAUCGUUCAACAUCACCAUCAUCAUCAUGUUCUACAAGUACAACGGCCCGUUCAAGAUCAACAUUGGCUACAGUGGAUAAUCAUAUCUAUGAAGAGAUAUUAUAUGAAGGUCUGCAUCAUCAUCAACAACAACAACAAUAUCAGCAAAAUCAUCUAUAGAUGAUAAUUAAAUUUCAAGAAUUUUUAUCAAAUUAAAUUUUAAUAAAUUUUUUUCUUUAUUUUUAAAUUAAGCAAUAAUUAAAAUGUGACUAGAAUGUCAAUGAUGAUUUCACUUGA